AUGAAUGGUAACGGAAAUUUACCAAACUCCCUUCCAACUCUUGACGGCAAGAAUUGGCUUCGAUGGAGAAAACACAUGCAAUCUCUAUUUGGAUUUCAUGAAACCCUAGAAGUGGUUAUUAAUGGUGUUCAUGUGGUUGGUGAAGAUGCAACUGACGCACAGAGAACCGCUCACAAGGAUGCCAAGAAGAAGGAUUAUUACAAGGCGGCAUUUUACAUCCAAUCGGCGGUUGAUGCAGCUAAUUUCAACAGAAUCGCUCAUGCUGAAUCGGUGAGGAGGCAUGGGAUAUUCUUGUCAAGUUAUGUGUCGAAGGUGCAGAAACUUUUACAUAUCAGUAAGGGUUGUGAUGAAACCUUAACUGAUAAGAUGGUAGUUGAGAAGGUAAUGCGUACGUUGACCUAUCAAUUUGAUCAUGUUAUCGUAGCUAUUCAAGAAUCCAAUAAUCUUGAAACUCUAAAACUGGAAGAUUUGGUUGGUUCGUUGGAGGCGCAUGAGAUUAAGAUUGUCGAAAGGAAAGGAGUCCAAGACUCGAUACAAGCACUACAAGCUCAUUCAUGGAAGAAGAAUGGUGGUUCCAACAAGUUCAAAGGAAAAAUUGAUAAGACUCAGGGCAAGAAGUCUUGGUCGAAUCCUCACAAGAAUAAGGUCGAUGAUAGAGCUUCUGAAUCCUCGAAAAGAGGAGAAGGAAAUUCCUAUCAGAAAGACAAAGAAGAGAAAAAAGGUGUGCAGAAAUACAAAGGAUCGACAAAAGGAAAGGAUGAAGGAGCGAACCUUGCACGUCAAGAUUUAGAUGAUUAUGAUAAUAUGGUGGUUAUGGCUGCAGUUGCAGAUGAACAUGUCAAAUUCGAGAUACGGUUCCUCCACUCAGAUACUUGCAACAUAGUUAUUCAAAGGAGUAAUGGAGUGAAAGCCUUGAUCAAAGAUGUUCUUUAUGUCUCUGGAAUGAAGUGCACUCUGCUAAGUGUUGGACAACUGGUCAAAAAUGGGUUCUCAGUUGUUAUGAAAGAUGCAGCCUUAGAAAAUUUUGACAUCCAGAAUAACUUGGUCUUGAAAUCUCCUUUGUCUAAGAAUAGAAUAUUUAAGACCAUGAUCAGUUCGAUUGAGGAACAUACCAUUGGUGGAAACAAGUAUUAUGUUUCGUUUGUCGAUGAGUUUAGUCGAAAGUUGUGGAUCUAUGUGAUCAAGAGAAAGGAAAAAGUAUUUGAAAUCUUUAAGAGAUUCAAGAUGCUUGUCAAAAAUCAGAGGGAAAAGAAGAUCAAGGUGUUGCAAACAGAUGUAGGUGGCAAAUACACAUCCAAUAUAUUCGAAGCAUUCUGUGCAGAACAUGGAGUUGGUCAUGAGAUAAUUACUCCUUAUACUCCUCAUCAUAAUGGAAUAGCAGAAAGAAGAAACAAAACUAUAUUGGACAUGGUGAGAUGCAUGCUAAAGCAGAAGAAUUUUCCAAAAUCCUUAUGGGGUGAAGCUGUUUAG
This is a messenger RNA of Lathyrus oleraceus (garden pea), 1470 nucleotides long. RefSeq lists its product as uncharacterized. Bases 1 to 1470 code for a protein of 489 amino acids. Gene Ontology annotation, biological process: DNA integration. The transcript is spliced from 5 exons. Gene Ontology annotation, molecular function: nucleic acid binding. The record is from RefSeq and is a predicted model, not a curated record. NCBI's taxonomy places the organism in Eukaryota, Viridiplantae, Streptophyta, Magnoliopsida, Fabales, Fabaceae.